AUGGUUCAGCUGUUCUUCAAGAACGCCGCGAUUAACCUUUUAAUGGCAUUGUCCACUAUUUACUAA
This is a messenger RNA of Chondrus crispus (carragheen), 66 nucleotides long. RefSeq lists its product as hypothetical. The transcript has a single exon. NCBI's taxonomy places the organism in Eukaryota, Rhodophyta, Florideophyceae, Gigartinales, Gigartinaceae. The record is from RefSeq and is a predicted model, not a curated record. Bases 1 to 66 code for a protein of 21 amino acids.